GUACGUAUGCGGAUUUUAUUUUGGACGUCCAAGAGGAAAAGGAGCGUAUGAUGAAGGAGAAAAGAUAUGAGCACUGGCAAACGCUAGUAUGGAACGACUACCAAACUGCGCUCACGUUCUCUGUUUUCAGGCCGCCGGGCAUCACCCUAAAGGCACAAACACUUCAAGACACCAUCAAACCCGAGUGUAAAAGGCAAAUAUUGCUGUAUAACGAGUCGUCGACGUAUGGAGCUCGCGGAUCUUACUACACGCAACACGGGUGGUCACGGUCAGAAGGAGGCUUGGGACAAAGGUACUUCACAUUAUGAUUUUUGUUCUUUGAUUUAUGUUUUUCAUUCGGCACUACUAUCAUUUUGUUUUCUUGUAGUUCGCUCUUGUAGAAAGAAAAAGCUCACGAUAUUGAUAGUAAUUUUGUUUCUUUGUAAUGAUUUUUAUGUCCUCAUAAAAUUCAGAAGAACACUCAUGAUCGUCAUCAUCGACACGGGAAACAUCUCUCAUCAACUCCAGCUCCGAGGACGAGCGAAAUCAAAGAGACAAGGAGCAGUUCGAGGACGAUGUAAAUAGCCUGAUAGACAACAAAAUACAACCUUUAGUGCUGGAAAGUAUUAAAGCACAGGGAUACCAGGACAAGCACAUCAGCAGGAGCGCAGACGGUAAUUGAAUAUAAUGCUACAGCUAGCGUAUAAUUGAUGUUUUACUUUAUUUUCAAAGGGCAUUCAAUUGAAUAUUCGGUGUUUCUUUGACGGCUCGGAGCAGCAACCACUACUACUAGGUGGUAAAGCUAUUUCAAACUGAAAAUAAAUAGCCCGUCUUUCUUCGGUUGUCGCGAUUCGUUCGCUUGCAUCUUCCCAGUCGGAAUCAAUGUUAAUGUUUUUUCAACCCCGCGCACCAUAGGUAUGUUGCAUUCACCUUUUUUUGGUGACGUCCAAAAGAAAAUGCAGGGUAUAAUGGAGGAGAAAAAAUAUGGGCACUGGCAAAGGCUAGUAUGGAACAGAUACCACUCUGCGCUCACGUUCUCUGCUUUCAGGGAGGGCAUCACCCUAAACGCACAAACACUUCAAGACACCAUCAAACCCGAGUGUCUGAGGCUAAUAUCGGAGACGAACGAGGCGCCGCUCGGAGUUCGCGCAUAUUACUACAAGCAACACGGGUGGUCAGGAGGAGGCUUUAACAGGUACUUCACAUUAUGAUUUUUGUUCUUUGAUUUAUGUUUUUCAUUCGGCACUACUAUUUUGUUUUCUUGUUCGCUCUUGUAGAAAGAAAAAGCUCACGAUAUUGAUAGUAAUUUUGUUUCUUUGUAAUAUUAAGUUGACUUUCUAUUAAUUGAUUUUUAUGUCCUCAUAAAAUUCAGAAGGACACUCAUGAUCGUCAUCAUCGACACGGGAAACAACUCUCAUCAACUCCAGCGUCGCUUAUCAACCCAGCAGCAGUCUCCUCGAGCAUCAUGCAACUGCAACUGUGCCCACCUCUCACGCGGCUCUUUCCAACAUGCACUUCGAGGCCAUGGCUGUCAUGCAGAUCAUGACUACUGCCUUUAUUGCCGGUUUGGCAUUGGGUUGGUGUCUGCGCCGCCGCUGCGAUCAUCGCAACCAGGCCUCCAGUGGUGCUCCGGAAUUGCCGAAGUACGGCGCCACUGCGGAGGGCCAUUGUAUGGAAGAGUGCUAG
Messenger RNA from Amoebophrya sp. A25, 1665 nucleotides. NCBI's taxonomy places the organism in Eukaryota, Dinophyceae, Syndiniales, Amoebophryaceae. The record is from the annotation of a GenBank genome assembly.